AUGCACAGAUCAGUGAAAGUCUCUCGAAACUUUAAAUUCUCGAACAUAUCCCCCGAGCCGGAUACUCGGCGCGAGGGGGAGCAGCUGGAGAAAACCACGCCGAAAUCCUCGACUCGCGACUUGAGUUCAAACCCAGCACCUUCCAAAAACGGAACUACGAAGUCAAAGACCUAG
Molecule: messenger RNA, 174 nt
Organism: Coniophora puteana RWD-64-598 SS2
Lineage: Eukaryota; Fungi; Basidiomycota; Agaricomycetes; Boletales; Coniophoraceae
Exons: 2
Coding region: 1-174 (57 amino acids)
Source: RefSeq, a predicted model, not a curated record